AUGCGCGAUUUCUCUCCAAGGGCAAUCCACCCUGGCAACAUGGGCUACGCGAAACCACCGCCGUCGGUGUCGAGUGAGAUUCCGCCUUUCCACCAACGGCCAGCCGGCCUUGGUGAGCUUGGUAUUCACACGACGAGCCAUCAUCGUGUGUCUACAGUCAAGGCUCGGCUCAAGGGUGCCUACCGGGUUCAUUAUAUCCACCGUCGCAGCCUCCUCGUUAAAAUCGUAACGCUGGACGAGCUGGUCUCUGAUGACUAUGAAGAGGACAUUGGUUCCGCAUGGACAGGAUCAGCUGUACAUAUGGACGAGGUGCAUUCCUCUUCUCAUCCUUGCUUUACUUUCCUUCUUGUCCAUGUACUCGGCGUGGCCGGAGUGCAACAAAGCCAGUGUGAUACAGAGACAAACCUAGCGGCUAGGCAGGCACAUAUCCCUCCUUUACAAGACUGA
Molecule: messenger RNA, 447 nt
Organism: Penicillium atrosanguineum
Lineage: Eukaryota; Fungi; Ascomycota; Eurotiomycetes; Eurotiales; Aspergillaceae
Product: Nuclear protein involved in pre-rRNA processing
Exons: 2
Coding region: 1-447 (148 amino acids)
Source: RefSeq, a predicted model, not a curated record